AUGGCCGGUGUGCACACGUGGAGCAUGGUGAAAAGGGCGAUUGCCUGCCCCUUCAGCAUCACCGCAACCAGAUGGAUGAACUCGGGACCAGUUGAAUGGGAAACCUGCUUCUUUUGCAACCAUCAGCCAAUCGUGCUCUUGAAAGUCAUGAAAUCGUCCAAGUCCCUAGGCCUCCCCUCCAUCCGGCGCUUCGGCCCGGCCAGAAGGUGCUGCCAGAAGGUACACUGGAACUCGUGUCUCCUGUCCAGUUGGUCGGGGGCGGGGGCGGGGGAGGGCAGGAGACGGGAGAGCAGAGAGUCGUCAUGUAUGCCCGUGGCGAUUAGGUCGAGUCGGCCACUCCUGCCUAUUCGUGCAGUCGGCGCGAGUCGGUGGGAAUUUCAUUGCCCCCGGAAGCCGUUGACAGGCCAACUGGCUGUUAAGCCCACCAGAGCCCCUCGAUAA
This is a messenger RNA of Protopolystoma xenopodis, 441 nucleotides long. The record is from the annotation of a GenBank genome assembly. NCBI's taxonomy places the organism in Eukaryota, Metazoa, Platyhelminthes, Monogenea, Polystomatidea, Polystomatidae.